AUGUUCGCCCCUAAAUUAUACAACUUCAUGGCCGUCGUGCUCAUGCUCCUUGGAUGCGUUACAGCCCAGGCCAGUAGCAGCGCCCACUCUACCUUGGUCAGCUCUUCGACCACAGUCAGCACGUCGGCCACAGGCAAGGCUUCCGUCACUCAUGCAGUGACCAAUUCUACCACGAUCAGCACGUCGGCCACAGGCAAGGCUUCCGUCACUCAUGCAGUGACCAAUUCUACCACGAUCAGCACGUCGGCCACGAGCAAGACCCCCGUCACCCCUGCAGUGACUCGUUCGUCUGCUUCCGCCAGUAUAACCAACCCGUCCACCACCUCAGCAAGUGCAUCCGCCAGUACCACUGCCACGAAGAGCGCCGGCAACAAAGCCUUUGAGUCGACCUUCAUCACGGUCUUCCUUCCUGCUUGUCUCGUCGUCUUCGGCGUCGCUAUGGCCUAA
Messenger RNA from Purpureocillium lilacinum, 447 nucleotides. The record is from RefSeq and is a predicted model, not a curated record. Lineage: Eukaryota; Fungi; Ascomycota; Sordariomycetes; Hypocreales; Ophiocordycipitaceae.